AAAUCCCUUUACUUCGUAGACCACCCAGUACAAAGCCAACAUCUCUCUCUCUCUCUCUGCGUUUGUCUCUGGGGUGUGAACGUGAGCUUGCUCCCAUGGCAUCUAAAACUCUGACCGAGUACGAGCGCCGAAGGCUCGAGAACAUAAAACGUAAUGGCGAGAUGAUGGCUUCUCUGAAACUCCGUUCCAGAGCUCAACAACUCUCUUCUGCAAUCAAGCGUGAUAGAGCUGAGAAAAAGGUUUAUAAGAUCUCCCCUAAAAAGAAACUCAAAACCGAAACCCCAGUUGUAAUCCGGCGGUCUCUGCGUGCCCGAGGAAUACCGCCCGACUCAAAAUCCGCAAAAGGCCUCGAAGACGACCUUGUUCCCUCCCCCAAGAAGACCUCCAAAUCUCCUCCUGAACUGAAGCCUUGCCGCAGAACCUUGGGUCCCAUCAGUAUGCGAGAUGCUUAUAGCGGAAUUUCAUCUGACCGGCACCUUAUAGAUAUCAUCAUGAUAAUGUCGGAAAACGCUCCAUUGGGCUCCUCAAUCAACAGGAAGACCUCUCCAAUCAAAACGGAACCUUCCGGUGAUAAUGGUUCUCAGGAAGCGGUGGGUAACUCAGAACGUCCUCCAUUGAGUCGUGCGGUCAAGGAGGAGGUUUGCCCAGUUAAGGGGGAGCCUACCAUGAACGGGAGCUCUCACGAUUCAGUGACGAAUGUGUCAGAAAAUCAUAUGAACGGGAGAAAAUCCUGCUCAAUCAAGACGGAACCUUCCGAUCAUAAUGGCUCUCAGGAAGCAGUCAUGGGUAACUCGGGAAGUCCUCCAUCGAGUUAUUCAGUCAAGCAGGAGGUUUGCCCAGUUAAGGGGGAGCCUACCAUAAACGGGAGCUCUCACGGCUCAGUGACGGGUGUGUCGGAAAAUCACUCUUUUGGUCGAUUGAUCAAGAGAGAACCUGAUGAGGGUGGGAGUUUUUGUCACAUGACCAAAGGCAUAGCAGAAAAUGUUGCAUUUAGUUGCCCAACUCCAAUCAAAAAGGAAAAGGCUGAAGCUGGUGGUUGCUUUAAUUGGGUUUCCCUGACAUUGAAACCGGAGAAUAUUGCACGAGUCAUGCCUGGAAGGAUAUUGAAUGUGCUAUUCUUUCCUACCAAGGACCGAACGCUUAUUGUUGCUGGAAACAAAUUUGGAAAUCUUGCAUUUUGGGAUGCUGACAGUGAGGGGGAAGGAGAUGGGAUCUAUUUGUAUAGCCCCCACUCGGGUCCCAUCUCGGGAAUUUUGAUUCAACCAUAUUCAUUGUCUAAGGUUUUCACCAGUUGCUAUGAUGGAUUCAUUCGUUUGAUGGAUGUUGAAAAGGAAUCAUUUGAUCUGGUUUACUCCACUAAAGAUGCUAUUUUUUCUCUUUCUCAACGUCCAUGUGAUGCAAGGUCAUUGUAUUUUGGUGAGGGUCAAGGAGAGUUGCAUGUUUGGGAUGAGAGAGCAAGAAAAUUCUCAGGUUCAUGGAUAUUGCAUGGUCAAAGGAUCAACUCCAUUGACUUCAACUCACAAAAUACCAAUUCGAUGGCUACGUGUUCUACUGAUGGGACAACCUGCAUCUGGGAUUUGAGAUGUGUUGGUAAUGAUGGGCCAAAAAACCUCAAGAGGUUUAACCAUAACAGAGCUGUUCAUUCUGCUUAUUUCUCUCCUAGUGGAAGCUAUCUUGCAACAACAAGCAUCAAUGACACGGUUGCAAUAUUUAGUGGGGUUGAUUUUGAGAAUGUUUCUCUGAUCCAACAUAAUAAUCAGACUGGUAGAUGGCUGUCCUCCUUCAGAGCAAUAUGGGGUUGGGAUGAUUCUUAUCUCUUCAUUGGCAAUAUGAAUAGGGGAGUUGAUGUUAUCUCCACCAUCCAAAGGAGAAUAACACAGACUUUAGUGAGCCCAGACAUGUCUGCAAUUCCAUGUCGGUUUGCUGUACACCCAUACCAGGUUGGGGCAUUGGCAGGAGCGACAAGUGGGGGACAGGUUUAUAUGUGGACACCAAGUUAGGAAAAUUUAAGAAUUAAGAUGCUCUUUAUAGCAGAAUCUGCAAUCUCAGAGCGGGUGGAGUGACGUACAUUUUUUGUGCAAUUUACGCCACAUUUUUGUGCAAUUUCCCCAUUACAGAGCAAGAUCUCAUUUAUGUAAAUGUGCAAGAGCAAAGACUUUCUUUCUGGUAAAUUUGCAACUGGGAGUCAGAGACCAUCUACGUCACUUGUAUAAUUAUUUUGUCAAUAUUUGAUAAACUUGCACUUCUUUAGAAAUCGUGUUACUAUUCUAGCAGAAUCAGCUAAACUGUUGUGAGAAGAAAUGCUUUAGAACCAAGGAUCAAAAUAUCGAUA
This is a messenger RNA of Nelumbo nucifera (sacred lotus), 2332 nucleotides long. Its product is annotated as DNA damage-binding protein cmr1. Gene Ontology annotation, cellular component: nucleus. The record is from RefSeq and is a predicted model, not a curated record. Gene Ontology annotation, molecular function: DNA binding; protein binding. NCBI's taxonomy places the organism in Eukaryota, Viridiplantae, Streptophyta, Magnoliopsida, Proteales, Nelumbonaceae. Gene Ontology annotation, biological process: regulation of DNA damage checkpoint.